Molecule: messenger RNA, 1374 nt
Organism: Diaporthe citri
Lineage: Eukaryota; Fungi; Ascomycota; Sordariomycetes; Diaporthales; Diaporthaceae
Exons: 4
Coding region: 1-1374 (457 amino acids)
Biological process (GO): 'de novo' NAD+ biosynthetic process from L-tryptophan
Cellular component (GO): cytoplasm
Molecular function (GO): metal ion binding; indoleamine 2,3-dioxygenase activity; heme binding
Source: RefSeq, a predicted model, not a curated record
AUGAUUCUCGCUCUCGCUGUUGUGGCCAUUCUGGUGCUGGUGGCGGUCUUGCGCCAUCUUUUCCAGUCCGACUCCGAAUUCUCUUCAACUGAGAUCGGGCUAGAAGACUUGAAAGCACUAAGAAUACGCCAUGAUGUUCACUCGGCAUUCAUGGUCAUGGUCAACGAUGAAGGCGCUGGAUCAUGGCCACCGCGAGCUACUCAUGACGACUUCCCGCCAGCGCUCCGUCCCUACCAGCACAUUUACGCAGCCAUGGCGCCAUUGCUCCCAUACGCCAACCCAUCACUUGACGAUGAGUGCAACAAAAUACGUAUCGCAGAUUUUCGUUCCCGUAUGCAGACUCUGCUCACCGAGAAGGUUGAUGUGGAUGCGGUUCAGAGUAUUCUGGAACUCGUUGAGUCGGGCAAUUGGGAUGCCUUCCCACGAGACGCCUACAAUGGUUUCUACUCGUGCAUUGCUUGCUUGCGCCACGCUUAUCGGUGGUCAACGAAUCCAGUCGUGAGGGUCGCCCAAGAAGAAAAGCAACUUCGCUUCCCCUCGGAGCUGGACAUGCCAUGGUCCUUUUUGCAGCGCAGAUACGAUAUCACGUCUCCCAGUGGGAAUAUCACGGCAAACAUUCUGUGCAAUCUUGAUCCAAAUGGGCAGAUAACAUAUCCGAUAAAUGAAGGCAUGUCUGACGAGAUAAAGAGAAACGAACUCACUUGGUGUCACAUAUUCUACGACUCGGAAUUCCUGGCUAUCCCGAUUUAUUAUUACAUGAUCCAAGCCAUGGUCAGCUUCGAGCGGGGUGACAAGCGAUCAUGUCUUGCUCACGUGGAAACAGCCUCGACCAAGCUGCGCAAGGUGUUGCUCUAUCUGUAUGAGAAGAUGAACGAACCUUAUGUGUCCCGCGCGAUUUGGGUGAGACAUGUCUCAGGUGUUCAUAGCUGGGGCAUGACACACGAGAGCGACCGCUGCCCCGUCGAGUAUGGUGGCCUGUCCGGAAGCCAGAUCCUCCUCUUCUUGGCGGUAGAUGCAUUCCUCGGAAUUGAGCGCUACCACACAAAUGCUCAACACAAGAUGCAUAUCUUGAAGAACUUCAGAAACGUAGCUGAGACUAUACGCAGACAUUCUUUUCGACAUCAACUAACAGGAAAAUCCGACGAAGAUGUUGCCAUCGAAAACGCAUUUCAACGCAUCAUCAAGCAGCUACGGUCUUUCAGAGCUGUUCACAAGGUCCGGGCGGUCCGUUAUCUCUCGGCCCCUGCCCCCGAGAGAGUCCCCAUGACAGCGGCACUCUCCGUUCUACCACGCAAAGGUGAAGAGGGACAAGCCGCGGACUCUUUCAAGUUCAUUGACGAAGUUCUGACAAAGAGGUUGAACGAAACACUGUAA